Molecule: messenger RNA, 4134 nt
Organism: Hylaeus volcanicus
Lineage: Eukaryota; Metazoa; Arthropoda; Insecta; Hymenoptera; Colletidae
Product: leucine-rich repeat transmembrane protein FLRT3-like
Exons: 4
Coding region: 2755-3948 (397 amino acids)
Molecular function (GO): protein binding
Source: RefSeq, a predicted model, not a curated record
CCACUGCAGUUACUGAAUCUAGUUUUUCAAGGCGAUAAGUUUUUCAACUAUUAUUAUUUAGUACUAUAUUCUUUUACGAAAAUACAGAAAAUAACACGUACCAUCGAAUGUUAAGAAUUUCAUAUUCAUUUCGUUUAGCGGACCCUGUACAUAAGCCGUGUACAUGCAUACGCGUCAUUUGGACAAUCGAGCGAUGAAAAACAACUCAAAUCGCCGAUUGUGUACGACUUUUGCAAACGAGACUUUCGCAAUCAGCUGGUAGCAUUAAAUACACAAGGCGGUCAUUUUGUCGUCAGCUGAGGACGCCUGUGACGAAAUCCGUGCGAGUGAUCGGUCUGCCGACAUGUACAAAACUCUCGUCAAAGAAUCCUCGCUUCGUGAGACACUCCUACUGCCGCUGUAAUGCCAUACUGUGUCAUGUUUUUAAUGAAAUACCUUCAAUUUCGCGGGGACCUUUAGUUCGACAGGGAGUCGUAUCUGCACCAAAAGGAGACGUGCAUAUUUUGUCUUCACAAAUGACGUUUUAGCAGAGAAAAGCCAUGUUCGUAGUUCAGCUGUCAGUAGAAGGCGGCCAUUUUACGUCAGCUGAGAAGGUCGGUGACGACACACGCCGAGUGAAAUAUCUGUGAGACGCUCGAGCAUUGGAGAAUGUGUUGCAAAGAACCUCACCUUCGAAGCUAUUUCCAAGGCUUGUCACUACACCGUAAGGAAUGUAUACGUUUUAUUUAUUUAAAAAACAGACACGUGCUGCUUGCAAAAUAAACGAAACGAAAAUUACAAACAUGUAUCCGAAGAUGCAGUGACAAAAAUUCGUUCGUCGAGUCGGUAACGUGACUGCGAAAUUUAUUUUUGGAACGCAGCGUCGCGAUUAAUUAAUAUUCAAUUAAAACUGCAAGAUCCCGUAUAGGUAAAGGGCAAUUUUUUUCAAAAAUAAUGAAAAGAAACUAAAUAAUUUAGGAAAAUUUUCAUUUUCGACUGACGUGAUUGCUUGGAACUAGCAUUAUCCUUACUUGUCUCGACUAUUUCCUGUUUUUCACUUGAUACAACGCUUCUUACGAUACGUAAUCCAUUUAAUAAAUUCAUAUAUUCUGUCAGACUUCUUCGCGCUUAUUACCAUUAUUUUAAGAAUUAUUACUAUUGACAUCGUACUCGACCAACAGUGAUUGAGAUAAUGUUUAUAUAUAAAUUUUUCACAAAUUGUUUCUUCUAGAAUAAUUAGGAUCAAUCGUAAACUAUCACACUUUACCAUAACAUUUAAUUGUAAUAACGUCUCGAACUAAUGUAGUUCGCAUCAGCUGAGGGCGCCAGUGACGAAACACUGCUGAGUGGAGAGUCUUCGACAACGAAGAUUCACUUUCUUAAUCCGAUGCGUAGUAUCAUACUUUCGGAAACUGGUGCACGACCGUGAUCAUUUGUCCAUUGGGAGCGAUGAUUCCGAUGAGCACGGGGAGUCAUGACUACGUCAACGAACAGCCGGCUUAUCUCGGUAACCACUAUUCCACGGAUAAAUCGAUCCCAUGCGGCGUCGUCGAGUAAAGGUGAGGCAGUUGCAGUGGCAUACCGUAUGCUUGUCAUGGCGGCGUGGAGGACGAGCAAUGAAAAUGGCCGGAAGAUGCGAAGGGUCAGCGGAGAGGGACGGUAAGGCCGAAUAGAAGGCAACGGUCCACGCGUUCUCAGCAGCCUAUCCUAGAUUUAUUUCCGUGGAUAUUGCGCAAUAAACACGCUGCGCUGUUAGCUCACAGAAUGCUACCCCUCGCUUUGCUUCGAAGAGGUGCCAAGGGCUAGUAAGUAACAUUUAAUUUUCACCAAUCACCAGUGACGCGUUACACUGUCAUAAAUCAUACGUAAAAUGGAUUUUUGGAGGCCCAUUUAAAAGGAAAAGUCAACAGAAUCAACAAAGUCACCAAUGCAUCGCAAUAACUUGCCGCACAUUAUUGUAAUGCUAUUUUAAUACAGAAAAAUAAUUGCUGCUUUAAAUAAAAGAAUAUUUUUAUCAAUGUAUUAUUUAAAACGUUUAUGUUUUUAUGAAUGUGGUUCGAGUGUGCAAUGAAUGAGUACUCAGCUAAAUAUUUGAAAAUGUGUUGUACGCUUUAGAAGUAUCGAUAUCGAUUUUUUAUUUUCUAUCGGCGCUGAUUCUUAUAACCAAAUUUAUCACGGUCAUCAGGUUUGGUUUGCGGUGCGGUUGCUUUUCAAAGAAUUAUCCCCUGUUUACUGAUACUCCAUUGUUCCUGCUCACAAAGCGUGUCGGUCAGUUUCAAAGAAUUGGUAUAAACGGACUGACAAAUAAUCUCUAAUCCCUAACUACGCGCUCCUCUAUCUUCCACUAUCAUUCGUCAAGGGAAAUCCUGUUUACCUCGAAACUCGAAAUUUUAUUGAAAAAGUAUGUGGAAAUACCAAACGACGCGAACACUUCCUUGUAAACAACUGUGUUUUCGUCGAAUUGUAUUUCGGACGAUCUUCCACGGUCGAUCUGCAGAUACAAGUAUUUACUCAAGCGAAUUACGGAAUUUUCAAUGAAAAAAUAUGCGAGUGUGCUCAUACCUGAUUCAGACUCUCUACGAUGACGUAUCUCGAUUGUUAACACAUCCACGCGAUAUACACAUAGGCGUGUUUUAAGAUAAGAUUAUGUUACCAAGUCGAUCGCGAGCUUCAUGAAAACGCAAGCCCUAUCGUAAGUGAGGUUGCUACGGUAAAUUGUUAGCUAAAGUAUCGAUAUAAAGUGUCUUCGUAAAGUUCGUUUAACUUUUUAUUACCAUGACCGAUGGCAUCAUCGUUGGAUUGGUCGUGACAAUUAUUCUAAACUUUAUCGUGAAUAUAGUUUCAACCCAAUCUUCGGAAACAUGUCCCUCGUUUUGUGUAUGUGACACUUGGUACAUGUUGCGCCGUGCCUCUUGCACGGGCCGCCAUCUUUAUAACGUAUAUACAGGUGCACCAAACACAGUGCAAGCUUUGGACUUGUCGGAUAACGUAAUAUCUUUUUUAAAUAAUUUUGAGUUGGCGAAUGCUGGAUUGACAAGUCUGAAAUAUCUUAAUCUUUCCGGAAAUACAAUCAGUGAAAUCGGCUUGAAUGCUUUCGAUAACCUUAACGAUUUAAAAGUCUUGGAUUUGUCCAAAAACCAUCUUUACGACAUUCCGGACGACGUUUUUUUGCAAAACAAAAAUUUACGAAUUUUAAAAUUGUCGAGGAAUAAUUUUAACUUGCAUCCUCCGAAAUUUCGAUCGCCUUGGCUGACGGAGCUAAGCUUGGAUUCAUGUCAGAUUAGUCAUUUACCCAUGGACACGUUCAAUGGACUCCCGCGUAUCCAACGCCUCGAUCUUUCGAACAAUCUGAUGAUUCAGAUGAGUAGUGCUAUCGUGCAGACAUUGCAACGUUUGAAAAAACUAUCUCUAACAGGAAAUCCAUGGUCUUGCAACGAAAUUAUGCACGAUCUGCAAAUACACCUCAAGCACAAAGAGGUGAAAUUCGAUGAAGUUUGCUUCAAAAAAAUGUACCCGAAGAAAUUUGAAAAAAUGAUCCUUUCACCUAUAAAGAAACAAGCAAAUGACCAUUCCUGGAGUAUAAUUAGAAAUACAACUAUCGAGAAAACUAAACCAGUAACCUACAACACCUCGAGCUCGUUAAACAACAAAAGGUUGUCGACGAACAAGCAUAUAGCGAAUCAACAGAUUAUUAAUGUGUUUUUGUUUCUUAUUAUCGGUUUCAUAUCUGGUGUUGCGUGUGGAAUGUUUAUUUCAUAUUUUUGGUUUUCUGGAAAAUACAUAUGUAUUAGAUAUCGUCGUCGAGAUAGCAAUUUGAGUUUCGAGUAUCAAAGGCACUCAUUGUUGAUGAAUCCAUAUUUACGAAAUAGUAUGGAGAGUGAUACAAGCCUGGCAGAACCUUCCCCAAGCACUCCACCGCCAUCUUAUAGGGAAGUUGUGUCACGACCAAGCCUUUAUCGUUGCCUGUAGAGACAUUCAAAUUUAAAUAACAAUAAUACCGGAUACAGAGAAAGGUACACGUAACUUUGAGAAGGUAGCUCAUUGUUGUGUCAUAACUGGGACAAAAUGCGCAUAAGUAGCGCACUAUAUAAUAAUUUAUCAAGUCUUCAACUUUCAAAGCUUUACGCGUUACAUACUUUGUAUGCGACCUUAUAA